Colletotrichum graminicola M1.001 is the source of this 1284-nucleotide messenger RNA. RefSeq names its product glycosyl hydrolase family 7. The record is from RefSeq and is a predicted model, not a curated record. NCBI's taxonomy places the organism in Eukaryota, Fungi, Ascomycota, Sordariomycetes, Glomerellales, Glomerellaceae. The transcript has 4 exons. Bases 1 to 1284 code for a protein of 427 amino acids. Gene Ontology annotation, molecular function: hydrolase activity, hydrolyzing O-glycosyl compounds. Gene Ontology annotation, biological process: carbohydrate metabolic process.
AUGGCCUCAAGAGUCUCCCGUUUGGGCCUGGCCGCCCUUUUCCUUGGCUUCGCAGCCGCCCAGCGCCAGGUCGGACCGGCCGAGAACCACCCAUCGCUGAAGACGUGGCGUUGCACCAAGGCCGGCGGCUGCACUGAGGCCAGCAACUUCAUCGUCCUCGACUCCCUUGCGCACAACGUCUACCAGGAGGCCAACGGCGCGUCCUGCGGCUCCUGGGGCAACCCGCCCAACGCGACGGCGUGUCCUACCAAGGAGGCCUGCGCCGAGAACUGCGUCCAGGAGGGCCUCGACGACUACAGCCGCAUGGGCGUCACCACGGACGGCAGUGCCAUGACAAUGUACCUGCUCCGGAACGGCCUCCAGGUGUCUCCGCGCGUCUAUCUGCUCGACUCGUCCAAAGAGAAGUAUGAAAUGAUGCACCUGACGGGCAAGGAGAUCGCUUUCGAUGUGGACGUUUCGAAGCUCCCGUGUGGCAUGAAUAGCGCCCUGUAUACAUCCGAAAUGAAGGCCGAUGGCGGGAAGAGCGCGCUUAACAAGGGAGGCGCUUUUCACGGAACCGGAUACUGCGAUGCACAGUGCUACACGACGCCAUUCAUCAAUGGCGAGGCCAACAUUGAGGGUUACGGGGCGUGCUGUAAUGAGAUGGACAUUUGGGAAUCAAACUCUCGCGCGGCACACGUGGCACCGCAUCCUUGCAAUCAGACCGGCGUCUACCUUUGCGAGGGCGAAGAGUGCGCGUACGAAGGGGUAUGCGACAAGGACGGCUGCGCCUGGAACCCGUACAGGGUCAACACCCCAGAGACCUACGGCCGCGGCCCGGAGUUCAAGGUGGACACCACGCGUCCCUUCACCGUCAUCACGCAGUUCCCGGCCAACGAGGCCGGCGUUCUCACCGAAAUCCACCGACUGUACAUCCAGGACGGGCGCCUCGUUCGCAGCCAGGUCGUCAACAACCCGGACCUGCCGCAGGUCAACUACCUCAACGACGAGUUUUGUGCCGCAACGGGCGCCCGACGGUUCACGGAGCUGGGCGCGCACCAAGAAAUGGGCGAAUCGUUCGACCGCGGCAUGGUACUGGCCUUCAGCAUCUGGUGGGACGAGGGCGGCGGCAUGAGGUGGCUUGACGGCGCGCCUGAUGCCGGGCCGUGCGAUGAGACGGAGGGGUUCCCGCAGAACGUUAUCAAGGUCGAGCCGAACCCCGUCGUGACGUUCAGCAACCUCAAGUGGGGAGAGCUCGGGUCAACGUUCAAGCCCGAGUGCAAGAACAAGCCUAGAAACCUGUGA